CGCCCGCGCGCUGUGCUUCGUGCUGCUGCUGUACCGCUGUACCGCUUGCUUGUACACUUGUCCACGGGACCAAUCGACAAUCUAAUCUCCCCGUCACCCAUCGCCCAAGCGUCCCGACUGACUGCCCUCACGCCCUCACGGCGCCCGCUCGUCGCACACCCCCACAACGCCCAUCCCGUGCCAACCAUGGGCAAUACCCCAUCGUCCACGUCGAAGCCAGCUACCCCAACGCCCUCGGCGUCUUCCAAUGCCAGUGCUGACUCUCCACGUGCCUCCAAGAAGGAGCACAAGAACCUCGUCUCGAUACAUCACCCGCACCAGAUCCGGUCGCCAGCUUCUCUCGAGGCCUCGGUCGUCCAGGCCCAGGGGUCCACCAUCCCCAACCGGUCCUCACAGCUGAAGCCCCUAUCGCUCCUGAAUCAAGCUUCUCCCACGUCUUCACAGUCUGACAAGCCCGUUGCGGACCCACGGACGCAGGAAGAGAAGCCAAGAUAUGCCAGCGACGUCAAGCAGGAGGAGCUCGCACCCUCCAAGCCUGUAGCUGUUCCUCAGUCUCAUAUUGACACCAGCCCGUUUGCUCCAGGUUCACAUCUGGAGGAGGGUCUCCCUACUGGCACCACCUCUAGUAGCAUACAAGACAUGGCUUAUCCAAUGCCUCGUCCUCCCCGCCUGCCUCUUCCCAUCGAGGAGGAGAUUCAUACGCCUGGGUCGCCUAUAGCGUCUCCGGAAGACAUCAAUAACCAUGAUGUCGACGAUGUUGCUCCGCUCGACGAACAGGCCGGCAUACCCCGCCGUACCUCCGGGUUAAGCAAUGUAACAGAUGAAGAUGAUGCCGAGGAACUGCGUGUGGAUAAGUCUCGACCGACGCUUCCCACCCGCAUAACGUGGCUACGGGGCGGUCAAAAAGUCUACGUGACAGGAACACCUUUCCAAUGGAGUCGGAAACAGCGCUUGGUUCCUGCCCAAGAAGAAGGUGUUCUCGAAACUACUAUCCGGGUGUUUCCUGGAACUCAUCAUAUCAAGUUUCUUGUUGAUGGAACUAUGCAAACAUCACCAGAUCUGCCUACUACUGUAGACUUUGGUAACAAUUUGGUUAAUUAUAUCGAAGUUAGUGGAGAUACACCAGCUGUUAGAGAGCUAAAUAUCGGGAAAGGCGUUUUCAAGGAUGAAGACGCUCAUAACCUGCCAUCUAGACAGCCUUCUGCUACCCCCCUUCCGGGCGCGGAAAAGGGCAAACCUAAGACGCGGCAUAUCGUUCCAGCUGAUCAGUUUUCUGGCAAGCUUCCUCAGUACUUGGAAGACUUCGAUCAGCCUGAAGAGUCCAAAGCGUACAGAGCCUCUGCUGCCGCUAUGGAGAAACUUCCCGGUCCACCAACUUUACCUGGCUUUCUUAGCAAGCCGAUUAUGAAUAAUACUACCUUGAUCAAAGAUGAUAAUAGCGUUCUUAAUAUGCCGAAUCACACCGUUCUCAAUCAUCUGGCUACUUGCAGUAUCAGGAACAAUGUACUGGCUUUAUCGGCUACAACUCGAUACAAAGAUAAGUACGUGACGACUAUCAUCUACAAACCUACCAAAAAUUAGAAGUUUCGACUAAAUUAUAACUUAUCUCGAUGAAAUGCUCUGUACUUUACAACCGCUUUGCGUUAGCGGCCGACUUCCACAUCCAGUUUCCAACAUAGAGAUUGAUAUGCUUUCUUGA
Messenger RNA from Xylaria bambusicola, 1699 nucleotides. Its product is annotated as 5'-AMP-activated protein kinase beta subunit, interation domain-containing protein. Gene Ontology annotation, biological process: signal transduction. Gene Ontology annotation, molecular function: protein kinase binding. Gene Ontology annotation, cellular component: nucleus; cytoplasm; nucleotide-activated protein kinase complex. The transcript has 3 exons. The coding region runs from base 187 to 1581 and encodes 464 amino acids. The record is from RefSeq and is a predicted model, not a curated record. NCBI's taxonomy places the organism in Eukaryota, Fungi, Ascomycota, Sordariomycetes, Xylariales, Xylariaceae.